Molecule: messenger RNA, 1497 nt
Organism: Closterium sp. Yama58-4
Lineage: Eukaryota; Viridiplantae; Streptophyta; Zygnematophyceae; Desmidiales; Closteriaceae
Source: the annotation of a GenBank genome assembly
AUGCGCCUCGUUGCGAGGACCUCCCGUAGUUCGUCCGUCGCCGCAUCUGCUCCCUCCAAUUCAGGCCCCUCCUCUCCUCCCACUCUUCCCGAGCCGCUCAUUCCUCUUGGCCAAUCAGAGCUGCGCGUGUCACCGCUGGGAAUCGGCACGCUCCAAUGGGGCGAUCCGCGGUCGGGCUUCGGUGAACAGUACUCCGCUGCUGACCUGGCAGAGGCCUUCCGGCCGGCGCUGGCGGGCGGCAUCAACUUGUUUGAUUCUGCAGAGGUCUACGGCUACCAAAGCAUCCCAGCCGGCAACUCCUCCGAGCAGCUUCUGGGAAGGUUCGUGGCAGAGGAGAAAGCGAGGAGGCUUCAGGAGGGAAGCGGCAGCUCACAAUCCCUGACACCUGUGGCAGCCACUAAAUUCUUCACCAUCCCCUGGACCAACCUGCUCGUGGGUGGCGGGCUGCGAUUCGGCCGCCAGUCGCUGAUAGAUGCUCUCAAGGCGAGCCUGCAGCGCCUUGGCAUGGAGCGAGUUGACCUCUACCAGGUAGCACCUGCACCAGGUAGCACCUGCACCAGGUACCACCUGCACCAGAUCCACUUCCCCUUCCCCACCAUCAGCAACGCCACGCUGAUGGACGGGCUAAAGCAGGCGCAUGCAGAGGGGCCCCUUGCAAUCCCGUCUCUCUCUCUCUUGAUUCUCCUCCCUCCCACCCGCCCAUGCCCUUCCAUGCAUCGCCCUCGUCUCCUUCCCCAUCAGAUCCACUUCCCCUUCCCCACCAUCAGCAACGCCACGCUAAUGGACGGGCUCAAGCAGGCGCAUGCAGAGGGGCCCCUUGCAAUCCCGUCUCUCUCUCUCUUGAUUCUCCUCCCUCCCACCCGCCCAUGCCCUUCCAUGCAUCGCCCUCGUCUCCUUCCCCAUCAGAUCCACUUCCCCUUCCCCACCAUCAGCAACGCCACGCUAAUGGACGGUCUCAAGCAGGCGCAUGCAGAGGGGCUGGCGACGGCUGUGGGUGUGUCCAACUACAACACACAGCAGUUGCAAGAGGCGCAUUCUCUUCUCAAAGCAGCAAACAUCCCGCUUGCCUCAAACCAAGUCAAGUUCAACCUCUUGGACCGAGGCACAGAGACCAACGGCCUGCUGCACGCAUGCAAGGACCUGCAAGUGUCGCUCAUAGCCUACUCGCCCCUGGCAUCGGGCCUGCUCACAGACAAGGCUCUUACGCGCACAGACAAGGAUGCCGUGCGGGUGCGGCCCUUGCUGCAGCUGAUGAGGGCGAUUGGGGAGGAGUAUGGUGGCAGGAGCGUGUCUCAGGUGGGCAAGAGCGUGUCUCAGGUGGGCAAGAGCGUGUCUCAGGUGGGCAAGAGCGUGUCUCAGGUGGGCAAGAGCGUGUCUCAGGUGGGCAAGAGCGUGUCUCAGGUGGGCAAGAGCGUGUCUCAGGUGGGCAAGAGCGCGUCUCAGAUGGGCAUCGCUGUUGACAAAACACUUAGUUCAAUAACGGAGGAACUGCACUAG